CCCCUGAUGGCAUCGAUGUGGCGUCCGGAGAACUAGGAAAUCCUGUUUAAGUGGCAACCCUGGCGCGCCCCCCGCGCCCCACCCCCGCCCGGUCUGUGUUGCUCCCUCCCCUCCGGGAUGCCAAACGCCAGGUUUUGUAACCUUUCCUGGCAAUUUUAGAUUUUGUGUGGGAUUUCCUGUCUAGAAGCAGAUACGAAGAUUUUAGGCUGUUCCAAAGAGGAUUCCUCUCGGUUGUAAACACAUUUUGAAUAUAUCUGAGCCUACAUUAAAAUCCCCGCUGCCAUGAAUGAUUUUCAGUUGUUCAGAUAAACGUUGUGUUUCAGAGAAGCCUGUUCGUUCGGAGGGAAAGGUGUGUUGGGUAGCGUCAUUGUGGAGAGGUGACUGGUGGUGGCAAGGACCUGAGCACAGGCUACCGCAAUUGUAAUUUCCUGCUUCUAGCGUCAAAUAGUGUCUGUUCUACAUUGAGCUGUUGCCGCUAUCGCUGAUGUGGCUUUAUGAAAGUUUUCAGUUUAAAUUCUCAACUGGCAAUUGGCCGAAAAUUCCCAUCUGAAGAAGGGAGCACCCAAAUGCAUUUUGGUUACUGUCUACUCGGCAUAGGAGGGCACCAUCAAGAAUAAUGGAGAGACUAGCACCCGAAGGAAACCAAUGGAUAAUCUUAAACUUCCACCACAAGAAGACUGUAGAGGGCCCUCCCGCACCAAGAACCAUCUGCAGAUCUUUUUCAGUGUUCUUGGAGGUGGGCUGAGAGGUUGAGCAUUGUGUGUCAGCCACCUUGUUCUCUAAAGUUACAAAUUAUAAUACUGUGGUAGAAGCAAAUUCGGAUUCUGACGAUGAAGACAAACUCCAUAUUGUGGAGGAGGAAAGCAUCACAGAUGCGGCUGACUGUGAAGGUGGCGUGCCAGAGGAUGAGCUGCCAGCAGACCAGACAGUAUUACCGGGAGGCGGGGACGGGGACGGCGGUGCCGAGAACUGCUGGCAGGAGGACGUAAAAGAUGAUGAGUGCGACUCCGAUGCAGAAAAUGAGCAAAACCAUGAUCCUAACGUGGAAGAGUUCCUGCAGCAACAAGACACGGCCGUCAUUUAUCCGGAGGCGCCUGAGGAGGACCAGCGGCAGGGCACGCCAGAAGCCAGCGGCCAAGACGAAAACGGAACACCAGAUGCAUUUUCCCAGUUGCUCACCUGCCCAUAUUGUGACAGAGGCUACAAGCGCUUUACCUCUCUGAAAGAACACAUUAAGUACCGCCAUGAGAAGAACGAGGACAAUUUCAGCUGCUCCCUGUGCAGUUACACCUUUGCCUACAGGACCCAGCUUGAACGCCACAUGACAUCGCACAAGUCAGGAAGAGAGCAAAGACAUGUGACGCAGUCUGGGGGUAAUCGUAAAUUCAAGUGCACUGAAUGUGGAAAAGCUUUCAAAUACAAACACCACCUAAAAGAGCACUUACGGAUUCACAGUGGAGAGAAGCCAUAUGAAUGCCCAAACUGCAAGAAACGUUUUUCCCAUUCUGGUUCCUAUAGCUCACACAUAAGCAGUAAGAAGUGUAUUAGCUUGAUGCCUGUGAAUGGGAGGCCCAGAUCAGGACUCAAGACAUCGCAGUGUUCCUCGCCAUCUCUUUCGGCAUCGCCAGGCAGCCCCACACGCCCACAGCUACGACAGAAGAUAGAGAAUAAACCCCUUCAAGAACCGCUUUCUGUAAACCAAAUCAAAACUGAACCUGUGGAUUAUGAGUUCAAACCCAUAGUGGUUGCUUCAGGAAUCAACUGUUCAACCCCUUUACAAAACGGGGUUUUCAGCGGUGGUGGCCAAUUGCAGGCAACCAGUUCUCCUCAGGGCGUGGUGCAAGCUGUUGUUCUGCCGACGGUUGGUCUGGUGUCUCCCAUAAGUAUCAAUCUAAGUGACAUUCAGAAUGUACUUAAAGUGGCGGUAGACGGUAACGUAAUACGGCAAGUUUUGGAGAAUAAUCAAGCCAGUCUUGCAUCCAAAGAGCAAGAAGCAGCCAGUGCUUCAUCCAUCCAACAGGGUGGCCACUCUGUUAUUUCUGCCAUCAGUCUUCCUUUAGUUGAUCAAGAUGGAACAACCAAAAUUAUCAUCAACUACAGUCUUGAGCAGCCUAGCCAACUUCAGGUUGUUCCUCAGAAUUUAAAGAAAGAAAACCCAGCCCCAACAAACAGCUGCAAAAGUGAGAAGUUACCAGAAGAUCUUACUGUUAAAUCAGAGAAGGACAAAAGCUUUGAUGGGGCUGUGGAUGAUAGCACUUGCCUUCUGUGUGACGAUUGCCCAGGAGACCUCAAUGCACUUCCAGAACUAAAGCACUAUAACCCAGAGCACCCUGCCCAGCCUCCACCCCCUGCCCCAGAAGCCGAGAAGCCAGAGUCCUCUGCUUCAUCAGCCAGAGAUGGCGACUUGUCUCCCAGCCAGCCACCUUUAAAGAACCUCCUGUCUCUCUUAAAAGCCUACUACGCUCUGAACGCGCAGCCUAGCGCAGACGAGCUCUCAAAGAUCGCCGAUUCUGUGAACUUACCACUAGAUGUAGUUAAAAAGUGGUUUGAAAAGAUGCAAGCUGGACAGAUUCCGGGCCAGUCUCCUGAACCACCUUCUCCAGAAAAAGGCACGGUCAACAUCCCUGCAAAGAACGAUGAACAGCCUCAACCUGCAGAUGGAAGUGAGCCCCAAGAAGACAGCACAAGUGGACAGAGUCCUCUCAAGAUGACUAGCUCCCCAGUUUUGCCAGUAGGAUCAGCCAUUAAUGGUUCCAGAAGUUGCACAUCAUCCCCUUCACCUCUCAACCUUUCCUCGGCCAGGAACCUGCAGGGUUACUCUUGCGUGGCAGACGGUGCCCAGGAGGAGCCCCAAGUAGAACCUCUCGACCUCUCACUACCAAAGCAACAGGGAGAGUUACUGGAAAGGUCGACUAUCAGUAGUGUUUACCAGAACAGUGUUUAUUCUGUCCAGGAAGAACCCUUGAACUUGUCUUGUGCAAAAAAGGAGCCACAAAAGGACAGCUGUGUUACAGACUCAGAACCAGUUGUAAAUGUAAUCCCACCAAGUGCCAAUCCCAUAAAUAUUGCUAUUCCUACAGUCACUGCCCAGUUACCCACAAUCGUGGCCAUUGCCGACCAGAACAGUGUUCCCUGCUUACGUGCACUCGCUGCCAACAAGCAGACUAUUCUGAUUCCCCAGGUGGCUUAUACAUACUCCGCUACAGUCGGCCCUGCAAUGCAGGAACCACCGGUGAAGGUAAUCCAGCCAAACGGAAACCAGGAUGAAAGGCAAGACACUAGCUCAGAAGGAGUCUCCACCGUGGAGGACCAGAACGACUCUGACUCUACACCACCCAAAAAGAAAACUCGGAAGACAGAGAACGGAAUGUAUGCAUGUGACCUGUGUGACAAGAUAUUUCAGAAGAGCAGCUCACUGUUGAGACACAAAUAUGAACACACAGGUAAAAGACCUCAUGAGUGUGGAAUCUGUAAAAAGGCAUUUAAACACAAGCAUCAUUUGAUUGAACACAUGCGGUUACAUUCUGGAGAAAAGCCCUACCAAUGUGACAAGUGUGGAAAGCGCUUCUCACACUCGGGAUCCUAUUCUCAGCACAUGAAUCACCGCUACUCCUACUGCAAGAGAGAGGCUGAAGAGAGAGACGGAACGGAGCAGGAGCAGGAAGAGGCUGGGCCGGAAGUCCUGAUGAAUGAGCGUGUUGGUGCCCGGGCGUCUCCCUCCCAGGCUGACUCAGAUGAGAGAGAAAGUUUGACAAGGGAAGAGGAUGAAGACAGUGAAAAGGAGGAGGAAGAGGAGGAGGAGGAUAAAGAGAUGGAAGAAUUGCAGGAAGAAAAGGAAUGUGAAAACCCACAGGGUGAGGAGGAAGAGGGGGAAGAGGAAGAGGAGGAAGAAGAAGAGGAAGUGGAUGAAGCUGAGCAUGAGGCAGCAGCCAAGACUGACGGUGCAAUGGAGGACGGAGCUGCCCAGCAGGCAGGCAGCUUAGAACAGAAGGCGAGCGAGAGGAGCGAGCAGCUGUCGGAAGAGAAGACAAAUGAAGCCUAGGAGUUCUAGAAGGAAAUUCUACUUGGUAAUGAAAUUUGCUCUAUAUUACCCACGCUUUUCAUGGAAACACAGCCCCUGUGCUGUGGUUCCUGCUCACUACUGUGUAAUGUCAGAACUGAAAAAAACAAAAUACAAAAAAAAAAAAAAAAAAAAAAAAAAAAAAAAAAAAAAAAAAAUCCGGGUGUGCCUGAACCUCAGACCUAGUAAUUUUUCAUGCAGUUUUCAAAGUUAGGAACAAGUUUGUAACAUGAAGCAGAUUAGAAAACUUUAAUGACUCAGAGAACAGAGGUUUCUUAGCAGGUUACAGGAAGCUGGAUGAGCAUCUGGCAUGUUAUCAGUAUUAUCACUCUUACGUUGGUUCAUUCUUAAGCUGUACAAUGGGAGAAAUUUUAUAAUUUUUUAUUGGUAAACAUAUGCUAAAUCCGCUUCAGUAUUUUAUUAUGUUUUUUUAAAAUGUGAGAACUUCUGCACUACAGAAUUCCCUUCACAGAGCAGUAGAAAGCAGUUCCAGCCGUGCUGACUACCUGUUACCAAGUCAGUCAGGAGGUAGGACCUCUACGUUAGACGCCAUGUUGUCAUUAACAUGUAUUGCUAGCCUUAAGGAAGCAGCCGAGAGAAGAACUGAAGUUUCUUACUCAUGUGAUUUGAAAUGGAGUUCAAAGGUUGUCGUUGAGUUCUGACUGCAGGGACGAACAGUGUUGGUGAGGACGGCAGAGUCGGCAGAAUCAGUGUUGGUGAUUGUGUUUGCGUACGUACGUGGGAGCAACUAUGAAGGAUCUCUAGGAAGCAAGCGUUGGGUCUCUUUUGGCCUUAAGCAAGACCUGUGUGCUGUAAGUGCCAUUCCCAGUAUUUCAAGGCUCUAACUGCCUUCAUUCAGUGUGUGGCCUACAAUAACUAGCAUUUGUUGAUUUGUUUGAUGUUUCAAAAUUCCCAAAUAAAACUCAAAACCACUGACUGUCAGAGAAACUGAAGCACUGGGACAUUUCAUACUUUGGUUCCUCAGUAUUCAUUUUACGUUGAUUGACUUUCAGAAAUCUCUACAGAAACAAAAGGGAAAUUCUCUAAACUACUUCAUCCAUGUACUUGCGUGUCAGACAUGGAUAAGCCAUUGGUAAUUUGGCUCACAACCGUUUCCAAAUGUUAGUUAUUACGGACCCAGUUGAUGAACAACAUUAGCUGAUUUUUACCUAUCAGUAUUAUUUUCUUUCUUUUAGUUUAUAGAUCUGUGCAACAUUUUGUACUGUACGUCUUCAAGCCUGGCAGUAUUAAUACCCUUCUUACUGACACGUACUUUUAGUUUUAGAAAACUUUUAUAUUUAUGUGUCUUAUUUUUAUAUUUCUUUAUUUAUUACACAGUGUAGUGUAUAAUACUGUAGUUUGUAUUAAUACAAUAAUAUAUUUUAGUAUGAAAUUUUGGAAAGUUGAUAAGAUUUAAAGUAGAGAUGCAAUUGGUUCUCGUGCAUUGGGAUUUGAUUUAACAGUGUUCUGUUAACAUUUAUACUCGCCUUGGGCUGUCGAGCAGAGUUUAAAUGGGAAUGUAUUAGUUUUACAACUACAAUCAAGUCAUUCUCCCUUUCCCCAGUUUUUAAUAUGAAACUCUUACACUUUGAAACUCACUGUGUGACUCAUAGCAUGAUGCUCUGCAGUUCUUCUGUUAAGAGUUAGCCCAGCCAUAACUCAUUCCCUUAGCAAGCCAAAUUAGAAUUGCCUUCUGUAAACAGUGUUGGGAACAAUGUUUAACAUGUUGUGCCAAUUUGUUCCUGUAUCCAUGUAUGUAAGCUACCGAUCCGACUCUUCCUUUUAAGUUCCUUGUUACACCAUGGUCAUUUUCUAGUUUUUUACCAGACUUCCCAGCUCACAAUAAAAUGCAUCAACAAGCCUGA
Peromyscus maniculatus bairdii (prairie deer mouse) is the source of this 5925-nucleotide messenger RNA. NCBI's taxonomy places the organism in Eukaryota, Metazoa, Chordata, Mammalia, Rodentia, Cricetidae. The record is from RefSeq and is a predicted model, not a curated record.